AUGGCCACUCAGAGAAGGAAGAGAAAUAGAAUUGAAGAGCUGUUUGAUGAUGGCGGCAGGAAGUGGGUGGAUGACAGGAAUAUAGCAAGAGUGCUUAUCGAUUACUUUGCUACUCUAUUUAGCUCAUCCAACCCGACGGAUAUCGAGACCGCCACUUCUUUUGUGGCUGGCCGUAUUUCUGAGGGCCAUUUGGCCAUUCUUAAUGAUCCUUUUACUCAAGAAGAGCUUGAGGAGGCGGUCUUUAAUAUGAACCCCUCCAAAGCUCCGGGCCUUGAUGGCCUCCCUGCUUUAUUUUUUAAGAAAUUUUGGCACAUAAUUGGAGAUGAUAUUUCCAACUUUUGCCUUGAGGUCUUGCAUGGCAGAGUCUCCCCAGGUACUAUCAAUAAAACCCUGCUUGUUUUGAUUCCAAAGGUUAAAAAAUCUGUCCAUGCAACACAGUUUAGGCUUAUUAACCUUUGCAACGUGCUUUUUAAAUUUAUUACAAAAACUAUUGCAAAUAGGCUUAAGUUGGUGCUACCUGAUAUUAUUGUUGGUCCUCAAAGUGCAUUUGUUCCUGGUAGGCUUAUAACAUAUAAUGCCUUGGUGGCCUAUGAGUGUUUUCAUUUUAUGAAGAAAAAGAUGUCUGGUCGCAAUGGCAUGAUGGCUCUCAAGCUUGACAUGUCGAAAGCCUAUGAUAGGGUCGAAUGGCCAUUUCUUCGUAGUGUGCUUACGCAAAUAGACUUUCCUUUAGCCUGGGUUGGUUUAAUUAUGGACUGUGUUACCUCAGUUCAAUUCCAGGUGAUGUUAAAUGGAAGUCCUCAAAGGCCUUUUGAUCCAGGUAGAGGCUUGAGGCAAGGAGACCCUCUAUCUCCUUAUUUAUUUAUCCUUUGUGGUGAAGUUUUUUCGGCCUUGAUUCAGAAGGAGAUAGAGGCCUCUACUUUGCAUGGUAUUAAAAUUGCACGCCCUGCAUCUAUCCCUGUUAUUUCACAUCUUCUUUUUGCAGAUGACAACAUUGUUUUUGCCCGAGCAACGACGGAGGAAGCUUCCACAGUGAUGAGGGUGCUUGCUUCCUACGAGCGGGUGUCUGGUCCGGUCAUCAAUUUUGACAAAUCAAUGUUAUCUUGUAGCCGUAAUGUGCUUAGUCCCCGUUUUAACGAGCUAAAGCCGCUUUUGGGUGUAAAGGUUGUGGAUAGCUACGACAGAUAUUUGGGCAUUCCUACCAUCACUGAUAUUGAGCGAAUGAUCAGUAAAUUUUAUUGGAGGGGGGACGCAGACCGUAGGAGUAUUCAUCGGCUAAAAUGGGACUCCUUAUGCAGGUCUAAGUUUGAUGGAGGAAUUGGUUUUAGGGACUUUAAAGCGUUCAAUAUGGCACUGGCUGGAGAGAAUUGGUGGCGAAUUUUUAAAAACCCAGACUCUCUGUUGGGUAGAGUUUUCAAAGCUGUGUAUUUUCCUCAAUCUUCUCUUUUUGCAGCUAAGAAACAUGGGCGUCCAAGCUAUGCGUGGACAAGCAUUUUUCGUGCAAAAUGGAUUUUUGAGGAAGGUUCCCGGUGGCGAGUGGGCAAUGGGCGGAGUAUUGAUUUGUGGGGGGAUAAAUGGCUCCCAAGUGGGGUCCCAACUGUGUUUAGACAUGAUUUAGCAACUGGUGCAAACUUGCGUACUGUUUCAAACUUAUUUGUGGCUAACAUGCAGGUUUGGAACAGGAAUUUGGUGGAGUUAAUGUUUUGGCCCCCGACGGCGCAGGAGAUUUUACAGCUUCCUCUCCUUAUGCAACCGUCUCUUGAUGUCUUGUUUUGGCCGCAUACUAGUGAUGGCGGGUACACUACGAAGUCUGCUUAUGGCUUCAUUCGGCAACGAAGGAUCCGAGAGGAGCCUUCUUCUUCAUUGGGCCAGCAAUCUCAUGCAAGUUUUUGGAAAGCUUUGUGGUCCGUCGAAGCUCUACCUCGUUGUAAGGAGAUGGCUUGGAGAGUGGCUAAGAAGAUUAUUUCUGUGAGACAUGCUUUGCGGAUUCGUGGGAUGCAAGUGGAGGAGGAGUGCCCGUUUUGUUGCGCGAGCCCAGAAACUGUGGUUCACGUCCUCUUCAUGUGCCUGAUUGUGUCCAGAUGGUGGUUCGCUUCUCCCAUGUGUGUGCGCUUCCGUCAUGGCGAGGAGCCUAUGGAUUUUCUGCAACAGUUUUUUGAGCACCAUGACGAUGAGUUGGGAGGGUUGUGCCUUAGGUUUCUUUAUGUACUAUGGGAGCUCCGUAGUGAUGUUAUCUACCAGCAGAAGCUACCAGAUUUUUCAGGUAUUAUGGCACGGUUCAGCAGCCUUAUUUCGCCAGUUGAGGAUAUGGCCUUGGAUCGAGCUCCGGUGGAACAAAGGAUCCUUGCUCGUGCUUCAUGGACCAAACCGCAUGGGGAUAUUAUCAAGAUUAACUUUGAUGCUUCAUGGGUGCUACAAGCAGUGACGAGCCUUGGUUUUAUUGCCAGAAAUAACGCAGCUGAGGUUAUGGCAGCGACAGUAGCGUCUCCAGUGGAUGCUCCCUCACCAGUUAUUGCAGAAGCUUUAGCUUUCCGGUGGUCGCUCUCUUUGGCCAAAGACUUGGGGUUCCGGGAGGUGUGCCUUGAAACAGACUGUCUAUAUCUCUUUGAGACAUGGCAGAAGUCUAAGCGUGGUGAUUCCUAUUUGUUUUCAAUUCUUAAUGAUUGUAGAGACUUAGUCUCAUCUUUUUCGCAUUUUAUUUUGUCUUUUGUUCGUCGAACCGACAAUUCUGUAGCCGAUCACUUGGCUAAGAACUCCUCAAAAAUCCAUAACUCUAUUUGGAUCGAGGAGGUGUCGUCAGAGUUGGAGUCUUUGAUUCAAGUUGAUGUACUAGCCUCUAUGGCUUCUUGA
Molecule: messenger RNA, 2847 nt
Organism: Lotus japonicus
Lineage: Eukaryota; Viridiplantae; Streptophyta; Magnoliopsida; Fabales; Fabaceae
Exons: 2
Coding region: 1-2847 (948 amino acids)
Molecular function (GO): nucleic acid binding; RNA-DNA hybrid ribonuclease activity
Source: RefSeq, a predicted model, not a curated record